AUGAAGAAAGCAGAGGUGGUGUUUAUCCCUUUCCCUGCUAUGGGUCAUAUUGUAGCCCUAGUCGAGGUAGCUAAGCUUCUUGUUCGACGUGAUGAUCGACUUUCCUCAACUGUCUUCAUCAUGCAUCCAACUUUUGACCCCAGCACCACCAAAUAUACUGAGUCACUAGUUGCAUCAACUCUGCCCGAUCGUAUGCGAGUCAUUAACUUGCCAAAUCUUGAGUCCAUAUCAGCAGAGACUCACGGCCGUAACUGGCUUAUUUCUUUGAUUGAAGGCCAAAAACCCUAUGUCAAAGAAUAUGUUUCCAGGAUUAGAACUCAGUCGGAGUUGAAUCCAGACUCUCAUCGACUUGCUGGGUUUGUUUUUGAUACGUUUGCUACUGGGAUGAGAGAUGUAGCUACUGAAUUUGGGGUUCCAUGGUAUGUUUUCUCUGCUGCGAGUGCAGCUUUUCUGAGUUGCAUGUUGCAUCUUCGGUCUCUUCACGAUGAGCAAGGAGUGGACCUUACUGAGUUCAAGAACUCGGAUGCUCUGCUGGAAAUUCCGAGUUUGGUAAACCCACUUCCUGCUAAACUUGCGCCUACGUUGGUGUUCAAGAAAGACCUGCUCGCAAUUUUUCUUGAACAUGCAAGAAUAUUGACCGAAGCAAAGGGUAUUUUGGUAAAUACAUUUUUAGAGUUUGAAUCUCAUGCCGUUAACUCUCUUUCCGAUGGUAAAACACCAUCGGUGUAUCCCGUGGGACCUAUUGUGAAACAUGUAGGAGAUGAUCGUGAUUUGCGAUCAGAUGAGAGCAACAAUUUUAGAGACGUCAUGGAAUGGCUUGAUAAUCAACCCCCAUCAUCGGUUAUGUUUUUGUGUUUCGGUAGUUGGGGAAGUUUCGGUGAAAAACAAGUGAAAGAGAUCGCAUUUGCACUAGAGCAUGGUGGAUAUCGUUUCUUGUGGUCCUUACGUAAACCCUCGCCGAAAGGUAAAAUAGGAUCCCCGAGUAACUAUGAAGAUUUUCAGGAAAUUUUACCUCAAGGUUUUUCAGAUCGAACUGCUAAGAUUGGAAAGGUUAUUGGGUGGGCUCCGCAAGUAGAUAUUUUAGCACAUCCAGCUGUGGGAGGGUUCGCAUCGCAUUGUGGAUGGAAUUCUACACUAGAAAGUGUAAGAUUUGGUGUUCCAGUUGCUACCUGGCCAUUAUAUGCAGAACAACAGUUUAAUGCUUUUCAAAUGGUGAUUGAUUUGGGAUUGGCGGUGGAAAUUAAAAUGGAUUAUCAAGGGAAUUUUUUUGGUGAUAAUGAAAUUAUUGUGAGCGCUGAAGACAUAAUGAAAGCAAUAAAAUAUGUUAUGGAGCAAGAUAGUGAAACCAGAAAAAAGGUGAAAGAGAUGAGUAAAAUAAGUGAGAAAACCUUGAUGAAUGGCGGAUCUUCGUACGCUUCACUAGGUCAUUUGAUAGAAGAUGUGAUGGGCAACAUAUGA
Messenger RNA from Dovyalis caffra, 1458 nucleotides. The record is from the annotation of a GenBank genome assembly. NCBI's taxonomy places the organism in Eukaryota, Viridiplantae, Streptophyta, Magnoliopsida, Malpighiales, Salicaceae.